UCGCAGUAUUUUGGGAUGUUUUACACGGGGCAGGACAAAGACACGUUACCAGGCGGGAGCCCCGUGUGAGCAGAUGUUACUGCUCCGGGAACUGAAGCAACAGAAGAAGAAGAAGAAGAAGAAAAGAGGGAGAAGCAACAUUGUUUCUGCAGAAAAAGAAGGACUCAGAGACGAUAUGGCUGAAGAUGUCUGUGGACACUGAUAACUCCUGUGUUUUGUUGUCAUCGCGAGACUCCAGGACUUCUUGCGUCUUCCAAAACGAGGACGAGAAAGAUGACAUCCCAGGAGCGGGAGAGGAGAGUGUUCUGGAGAUGCUGAGCUACUCUAAGUUCUCCAGCCUGGAGACAUGGCUGUGCAUGCCGUCCUCGCUGCUGCUGCCUCCUCUGGACUCCACCAUCACCUCCUCCUCCUCCUCCUCCACCACCUCCUCUUGCUCACAUGCAUCCAACCACUCCUUCAAUUUUUCCUCGUCCCCGGCCUCCAAUUCCCGUCGCUCCACCUGCAGCGAACCAGGAGAGACGGACAGGUCUGCAGAGAGGGACUCCACCUUCCUCACCCCCGCUCUGGGGAAGGAGAUGCCUUUCCUGGCCACGCCCCUCCUUCCCAUCCUCUCCUCCACCCCCGCCGCCGCAGCUGCAGCGCAGUCAGCGGGAGACUCCGCCUCCCACAGCGGCGUGAGCAUCAGAAAGCGGCGGCGGCUCGCUGCCAGUCCAGGAGGACUCCACUGGAACUCUGCAGGUUCGGUGCAGAGAGACUUCUGGUCACCUGAUCUGUCCCCGGUGUCGCGGGGAACCACGACAGCAGGAAGAGGUGGAGGUGGAGGUGGGGGUGCAAGGAGCCUCCCCCUGUCUGAGGGGGAUGGAGCAGUGUGGGCCAGCGACCGGGCGGCUCUGAGGAAGACGGUUUCUGUUGACGAGCGGCUGCUGCGGCCGGCAAGCGGAGAGCAGCCGCACCUGAGACUGCUGAGUCGCCUGGAGAGAGGCAGGAAGAAGCUGCACAGCAUCAAUAGCCUGGGAACCUCGAGCAGAUACGACUCCAGGAAGAAGUCGGACAGUAAGAUCUCUCGGUUGGCCCAGAGGUGGAACCAGAGGGCAGCAGCAGGAGAUGCUCUGAUUAAAGACCUGAGGCCCCUGUUUUAUGCGGGAAUCCCCCGAUCCUCACUCAGCCUGGACAGCAGACACCUCCCUGGCGUUAUGACCCAGCAGAUGCAGAACCUGCAGUUGUCCCAGACCAGGAAGUGCCCCGGCGGGCCGGCCUCCCCGAGCGCCGCCAAGCGCCUCUACAGGAACCUGUCGGAGAAGCUGCGAGGGAGCACCUCCUCCUUCGAGGAUGCCUACUUCUUCGGCAAGACGGACCGCCUCCGCAAAGCCUCGACGAUGCAGGGCAGCGACUGUAUCUUCGAGGCGGUGGAGCAGCAGGACCUGGACACGGUGCAGAUCCUUCUCUACCAGUUCUCAGCCGAGGAGCUGGACCUGAACACGCCCAACAGCCAGGGCCUGACGCCGCUCGACAUCGCCAUCAUGACCAACAACACGCCCAUCGCCAAGCUGCUGCUGAAGGCCGGCGGCAAGGAGAGCCCGCACUUUGUGAGCGUGGAGAGUCGGGAGGCCCACCUGAGCUCUCUGGUGUUGGAGGCAGAGCGGCGUGCGGCGGACCUGGCAGCUCAGGCACAGAGAGACGGCCUCUCCCUGGAGGCCUGCCAGAAGGACAAACAGCUGAGAGCCUGGGAGUGGAGGAGCAAGCUGUACAAACGCAUGAGUACAGGCUUCCAGCAUGCACGAGCCCCGGAGGCCCCGUCUAUGGUCCGUCUGAGCGUGAGCAGUAGCAGCACGCUGACUGUCACCUUCCAGGAGCCGCAGUGUCUCAACUCCACCGUGGUGACUAAAUACAGAGUGGAGUGGAGCUGCCUGAAGGAUUUCUCGCUGCUCGCUGGAGAGACGGUGUUGGAUAAUCUGCAGAGCCUCAAGUGCACCAUCAGCAGCCUCACCACGGGUCGUCUGUACUACGUGAGAGUGUUGGCCUAUAACAUGAAGGGCUGGGGUCCUCCUACCUCCUCCCUCCCUCCAUCUGCUGCUCCCUCCAAUUGGAGGGAGAGCGACGGCCGGGAGCCCAGGAGGAGGGGCCACAUUGAGGCCAUGGAGCGUCUGCUGCAGCAGGUCCGAGCUACGCACACACACUACUGCUGCGGAGACACCUCAAAGCUCCAGAACCCAAGCAGGAAGCAGUCGGUCUCCAGAAGUCUGAAACAUCUUUUUAACUCCUCCAACAAGUUUGUGAAAACACUGAAAAGGGGGAUCUACCUGGCCGCUGUCUUCUACCAUAAGGACAGUCUGCUGGUGACGGCAGAGGACCAGAUCCCCAUCGUGGAGGUGGAUGACUCGUACAGCAGCUCCCUGAUGCAGGACUUCCUCUGGUUCACCAAGCUGUCCUGCAUGUGGGAGGACGUCCGGUGGCUGAGACAGAGUAUGUCCGUGUCCAUGUCGUCGUCCUCCACCCUGCAGGCACGACACAAGAUGCUCACUGCCGCCGGCCAGCUGCAGAAUCUCCUGGGGACUCACAACCUGGGCCGUGUCCACUACGAGCCCAUCAAAGAUCGCCACGGCAACGUGCUGCUGGUGACCAUCCGCGACACGGAGAGCCAGCACUCGCUGUUCAGCGGGAAAUGGAUGCAGGUGACCAAACUUCAGAGCCAGAGGAAGUCACUGUCCACGCCAGAGGAACCGUACGCCCUCGACAUCCUCAUCAUCACCAUACAGGACAUCUUGGCGUACCAGCGGCGCAGCACACACCGCCUCGCCCCGGGACUCUACCUGGGCUACCUGAAGCUCAGCAGCUCCGUGGACCAGAUCAGAGUCCUGGUGUCCCAGCGGACCCCAAACAUGCUCUGUCACACCCGCAUACGAGACAACGCCAACGUGUCCAGGGAGGAGUGGGACUGGAUCCAGACGCUGUCGGCUGCAGGAGAGAAGAGUGAGGAGGCGGAGCCUAGGGCGGAGAGCCACGCCCCUUUACUGUACUACGAGCUGCAGACGUCGAUCAAGUCUCUGCUGAAACACCUGAACCUACCUCUGCCCCAGGCACGUCACUUCCGUCUCUACAGUCAGGAGGUGGUCGAGCUCGGUCACGGCGUCUCCUUCCUGCUGCUGCUGCCGGCGGCCGACGAUGUUUGCUCCGCCCCCGGACAGUCCAACCCCUACACCCCGCUGUCAGGGUUCCUCCACCUCCCCCUGCAGAUGUUCGAGCUCGUCCACUUCUGCACCUACAAAGAGAAGUUCAUCAGUCUGUACUGCCGCCUCUCCUCCGUCCUCGACCUGGACGCUCUCAUUACCCAGCAGGCACUGCGGGAGGCCAUCACUGACGGCGAGGUGGCCUCAGCCAAACAGAGACACCAGCUCAUACUGGACUACAUCCAGCAACUGGACGAGAUGCGUCGCGACCUCCGCUGGAUCACUGACGCCCUGCAGUACGCUCGCUACAAGCAGCCUCGUGGCGGCGUCCCGAUCACCUGCCUGGUGGACGCCAGCGCUCCGGAGAGUGACUCCAGCCAGCCGAAGACCGACUCCACCUCCUCCAACAUGGACUACCUGCCCACGCCCUCGCCCUCGCCUGAACUGCGCAGGAGGAAAGCCAUCAGCGACUCGCUGCUCGGCUCAGAUGAAGACGGCUCCUCUGAGGUUUUCCUGCCGACGGACAGCGACUACGACUCCAGCGACGCCCUGAGCCCCCGCGACCUGGACCUGCUCUAUUCUCCAGCCCAGGAUCUGUCCCAGCAGGCCGUGCACUCGCUGGGCGGCAGCGCCCCAGACGUGCUGCAGAUCCACGAGCUCAGGUACAGCGUCUGUCCCCCCUCAGACCUCCCCGUCUCCCCCGUGGUGAAAUCAAAAGACGCUCCUCUCUACUCGCCCCUCCUCCCCCACUCCCCCUCCCUGUACAAAGACUUCCCCCUCUGUCCUUCCGUUGCUCCUCGCUCUCCGUCCCUGUCCAGGACCCUCCCCACGUCGCCGUCCUUCCCCCUGUCCCCCAGACUCAUCAAGGACCUGCCCCUGCCCCUGCCCAUGUCCCUGUCCCCGGGUCUGUCCGACACCACCAAGACCCUGGAGGGGCUCUCGCUCCACCAGGAGGGCGUGAUCACCCCGCUGAGGGCCCUCGCCAACCCCCCCGCCAAACGCAAGCUGCUGUCCAGGAGCCACCGGGGACAGUACUUCAGCGGACCCCAGCGCUGGCUCCGGGGCCACAGCGGGGAGAGCCACACGGGGUCUUUAUCUGAAGGCAUCUACACCAAGCAGCUGGACCCGGAGCUGCCUCCGCCUGUGGACGCCACCUACGUGAGCCACGCCUCCUGCGUCCUGGAGAGCCGGAAGGGCCGCCACCGGGAGCCGCGGCCCCACGUCCGCAGGAUCUUCGUGGAGCCGUGCAAGGAGCUGUCGCCGGACCAUGAGAGGCGGGGCUGGGAGGAAGAGGAGGAAGGGGAGGGGACGGAGGAGCCGAAGGCUGCGGGCGUGUCGGUGGUCGUGGCGCAGGUGGAGUCCGGAGGGGAGGAGACGGAGGGAGGCACCACGCAGGACGUAGACUCGGACGACCAAACCAACACCCAGGUGUCAGAGAUCCUCAGCAGCACGCUGUAGAGCCGCCACAGGCUGCAGUGCUGAUUGGUCGGACCCGUUCCUGACGACCCGCCCGCCAUUAGACCUCCGCAGAUUGUAAACUAAACUGAAAAAAAGUUGCUGGUUCAACUCCGCCAAGCCUCAGAACCCAUGGCAUCGACUGUUACACCUGAAAAUAAUCAAUGCAACGACAAACCAAGCACUGCUCCUUCUUCUCCUUCUCUUCUUCUCCUUCUUCUUCUUCUCCUACGACCAGGAACUUUGCACACUUUGACUCCAACCAAAACAAAACAAAAGUUGGUUCAACUGAUUGUUUCGUAAAAAUUCUCUCAAACUGUCGAUUAUUUCAGAGCAUGGAUUCUCCUCUACUUGAAGUGAAUGUACAGUUUGGUCUGUAUGUGUUUGUUUCUUUGAGCUGCUCCCGUCCGGUUUUAAUGUGGUCCAUUUAAAGAAAUUAUAAAUAUAUAUAUGAAUAUAUGCCUCAGCCACUACACACAGACCACUAGAAGAAGUAUUUUUGUAGUCGACGAUGAGGAUGAUGAAAGAUAUUUUCCCUAAAGCUGUAUUUUGUCGGCAUGAAGUAGUUUGUAGUUAGUUUUGGACUGAAGCUUUGUGUCCGGUUUGUGCCUCCUCCUGGUUCAGCAUGACCCCGUCAGGGCUCAGGGGGGUCUGAGGUCUGAUGCUGUUUGUGUCGUUGCUUUCACUUCCUGUCGUGUUUCCUUUUCGAGGCUGCUGUCGUGUUUUUAUGUUGCACCGAGAAAAACUGCAACUUUUGUGUUUUUAGAGAAAACUUUUCGGACGUGUGCAAGGCCUUUUAAAAGUGCGUUUUUAAAUGUUUGCACAUUAUGGAAUAAAGCUAAUUGAAUAUAUUUGAUGCAGAUUGGGCAUUAACUGUGGCAGCUUCUAUCUUUAAAGACCGACAGAGUGUUGAUGAUAAAGUAAAGUAUUAAUCUGCAGGUUGUGUUUGAAUGAGUAGCACAGAUACUGCAGUACUUAUACUCACACUAGAACAUCUGUACUGCAGUAAUCUGCCGUUACAAGAGUUAAAGAAUAUAUUAGUAUUAAAAUAUUUGCUAUAUGAUUAGCCUAGCUUAGCAUAAAGAGUGAAAACGGGGAAACAGCUCUAUGGAAAAGUUUCAAAAUACCACGUAUAUCUAAUUUCCUCUUCUUUACCGUUCUGUCAGACAGCUCGUUCUGUUAGCUACGCUCUCUUCAGAGCCAACACACUCCAUUGACAAAAACAGUGAUUUUAAUACUGAAAAUACAGAUUUUUUUUGAUUUUUUUUAUCAAAAUUACUCCCAUAAAAGAAAUAUUCAAGCAUAAUUAAAAAAUAACCAUUUUGAAAACUUACUCAAGUAAAAAUACAAAAGUGCUGAGUAAUGUUGUUUACUGUGAGUCAUUUUCAACCCAGUCUCACAAAUCUGCGUACAAAUAACACUGCAGCUUUGCUCCUAAGAAUAGAUUGACAAAUCUAUCAAAAAAUUACUAACAGAUUGUUUCUAAAAACAGCGACCCUGCCAGUUGUUGGGCGGACCGUGGCUUGGGGCCGGUUCGAAUCCCAGAACUGACAGGUCAAGGACUGAAGUGCCCUGCGACUGUGGCUCAGCUAGUAGAGUGGUCACCCAUUGAUCAGAAGGUUGGUGGUUCGAUCCCUGACCAUGGCAUCCUACAUGUUGAAGUUGGGCAAGAUACUGAACCCCAAAUGGAUCCCCAUGCUGCGUUCAUCGGUGUAUGAAUGAGUGUGUUAACUGAAGUGUAAAGCGAUUUGGAUAGAAGCGCUAUAUAAGUACAGUCCAUUUAUUAUUUGCCCCCCCACAAAGCUCCCCAGGCACAGUAAUGUGUUGCCCAUUUGAAGGGUGUGUUCACUUGUGUGUUAAAAGGAUGGGUUAAAUGCAGAGGUUGAUUGGGAUUAAUACAGUAAUUAAUCUUGUAGGAGAUCGACACGUCAUUAUACAUAAAUGUUACAACGCUGCUGUUAAAAAAGGCUGCAGUUUCGUUGACUUUAGGCAACAAAACCACUGAUCUAGGUUUCCUGCAAAAAAAAACCUUGUUAGGUUUUAUAAAAAUGUGAAGUGAAGUAGUUAAGAGGAAGACGUGACUACUGGAAGCGACAUACAGGUGCAUCUCAAUAAAUUAGAGUAUCAUAGAAAAGUUUAUUUAUGUCAGUGAUUCAAUUCAAAAAGGUGAAAUAACACAUUAUAUAGAUCCAUUACACACAGAAUGAAACAUUCAGUGUCUUCGUUUAUUUAGUUUCUUCUAAUUAUAAUGAUUAUGGCUUACAUUUAAUGAAGACCUAAAAUUCGGUAUCUCAAAAAAAUUGAAUAUUACAAAAGACCAAUUUUAAAAAGUAUGUUUAAUAUGAAAAGUCUGUCCAUCUAUAUGACUCAAUACUUGGUUGGGGCUGUUUGACUGGAACUACUGGAAAUUGACUUUUCCAUCAUAUUCUAAUGUAUUGAGAUGCACCUGUAGUUAACGUAAAAACGUGAUGCACAGAAGUUAAGUGAUGAUUGAAUCACAUUGUUUAUUACUGUUUUCACACGGGACAUGAAGGCCAUCGUCCUGGUGAAAGUCCUGGAUUUGUUUGACCCAUCCACCUCCCACCGACUCGCCAUCAUUCAUAAUUACUCCUAACAUAAACAUGGUGAAGGAUUGCCGUAUUGAAGGUGCUAAAGUCACGUUAUUUGUACACAGAUUCCAAAAAAUGGGUUAUUUAAUACAAGUUCAAGUCAAGUUUCAAGUCUUUGAUUAAGAGUCUGAACCAAGUUACUUUUUUUGGAAGAAUAAGCUGUUAAUCAGCUGGUCAUCAGGUCAUAAAUACAGAGCUAUUUGUGAAUGCACUUUUUUUAAUGUAUGUUCAUUCUAAUUUAACUAUUUCUGUUUAAUACAAAUAUUUAACAUUUUUGAGCCACAUCAAAGGAUCAGUAUGUUUCCUCAGACUUCAUGCUAAGCUAAGCUAACUCUAGUACUCUAGUACUAACUCUGUACUGAACACACAGAUGUGAUAUUGAUGUCUACCGUCACGUCUCACAAUCAGAAACAAAGAGAAUAUCUUUUAUUUCACAACUGUUCGUGAAACUUUAUUUCAAGUUUUAAAAAAUAAACCAAACUCUCUCGUUUGAAUUCGAUUAUUGAGAAAUCGAUCGUUGAGAAAAGUUGUUCAGCUGUAAAGUGUUUUGGAGUCUGUUCGUCCAUCAUCAGGACGAGUCUGUUUAUUUACCCAGAGGCUUUUAUUCUGAAAUGUUUCCACUCACACACGACUCAGAAACUGUUUGUUACCUUGUGAGGGCUCCAAUCUUCAGCCUGUAAUGUGACGUUUCAUGUUUCACCUCCAGGAUUUUUGUUACCAAACUUCUUUCUGUAUAUUUUUGAAUCUUAAUGAAUCCAGUUUGACUUCUGACUUUUAUUUAUUUGCAGCAAAAGGAGGAUACGUUGUUUUGUUUUUUUAUGGACUGUGUUAAAAAAAAAAGUCUCAUGCAUUUUGACAUUUUGCAACCUGAACUCACAUGAAUGGAUGUAUUUUAACAACUGAAAUAAA
Centropristis striata (black sea bass) is the source of this 8140-nucleotide messenger RNA. RefSeq names its product ankyrin repeat and fibronectin type III domain containing 1 (gene ankfn1a). Gene Ontology annotation, molecular function: protein binding. Gene Ontology annotation, cellular component: spindle. The record is from RefSeq and is a predicted model, not a curated record. NCBI's taxonomy places the organism in Eukaryota, Metazoa, Chordata, Actinopteri, Perciformes, Serranidae. Bases 186 to 4625 code for a protein of 1479 amino acids. The transcript has 26 exons. Gene Ontology annotation, biological process: establishment of mitotic spindle orientation; regulation of establishment of bipolar cell polarity.